Messenger RNA from Gastrolobium bilobum, 849 nucleotides. RefSeq names its product peptidyl-prolyl cis-trans isomerase CYP19-4. The record is from RefSeq and is a predicted model, not a curated record. Gene Ontology annotation, molecular function: peptidyl-prolyl cis-trans isomerase activity. Lineage: Eukaryota; Viridiplantae; Streptophyta; Magnoliopsida; Fabales; Fabaceae. Gene Ontology annotation, cellular component: intracellular membrane-bounded organelle. The coding region runs from base 60 to 674 and encodes 204 amino acids. Gene Ontology annotation, biological process: protein folding; protein peptidyl-prolyl isomerization. The transcript is spliced from 7 exons.
AUCACACUCGAAGUCUAGCGGCGAAACUGAGAUCAUAGAACAAAGAAGGAAGGAAACAGAUGGCAAAAACGACGUCGUUGCUGCUCUGUACACUGCUCCUCUUAGGAACCCUAGCUCUCACCCAGGCAAAGAAGUCAAAGGAGGAUUUGAAGGAAGUGACCCACAAAGUUUACUUUGAUGUUGAGAUUGAUGGAGAAGCUGCAGGUCGUGUUGUGAUUGGUCUUUUUGGGAAGACAGUUCCAAAAACUGCAGAAAACUUUCGAGCUCUGUGCACAGGGGAGAAGGGAACUGGUAAAAGUGGAAAGCCUCUUCACUACAAAGGUAGCACAUUCCAUAGAAUUAUACCUAGCUUUAUGAUCCAAGGAGGUGAUUUUACUCAUGGCAACGGGAUGGGUGGAGAAUCAAUUUAUGGAGAGAAGUUUGCUGAUGAGAAUUUCAAGUUAAAGCAUACUGGACCAGGAUUUCUAUCAAUGGCAAACGCUGGUCCUGAUACCAAUGGCUCACAAUUUUUCAUUACGACUGUGACAACAAGCUGGUUGGAUGGAAAGCAUGUUGUUUUUGGAAAGGUGCUUUCUGGAAUGGAUGUUAUUUACAAGAUUGAAGCUGAAGGAAAGCAAAGUGGCACUCCCAAGAGCAAGGUUGUGAUUGCUGACAGUGGUGAACUACCUCUCUGAAAUAUAGAUGCACUUCUCAAUUCUCAAGGUUGUGAUCGAGUUUUCAUUUCCAAUCCAUCAACGAGACUACUUAUGUUUUAUAAGCACGUACUUAUAGAUCAACGGUUAAUUUGUGAUACUCGGUAGAUGCUUGCCUCUAAUGAGAAGACAAAAGAUGGCAUUUAUGAACAUGAAA